Molecule: messenger RNA, 1102 nt
Organism: Tetrahymena thermophila SB210
Lineage: Eukaryota; Ciliophora; Oligohymenophorea; Hymenostomatida; Tetrahymenidae
Product: zinc finger lsd1 subclass family protein
Exons: 2
Source: RefSeq, a predicted model, not a curated record
AUGCGAUAAGGGUGGUUAAAUACUUAACUUAAAUGGAACUGCUUGCAUUUAUAAAGAAAAUUAUGCAGUGAAGGUUUAUAUUAUGACUCCACCAGCAACUGUGUAUAAUGUCAAAAAGGUUUCCCUUCCUAUGAUUAAUCAACUUGCUUAGACACAUGCGAUCAGGGUGGUUAAAUACUUAACUUAAAUGGAACUGCUUGCAUUUAUAAAGAAAAUUGUACUUAGCUUAUUUCAUAAAAUAAUAACACAACACAAUGUAUUUCUAAUUGCAAUUCAAAUAGAUAAUUUGUUGAUCUAAAUAAUUAGACAUGUUAUACUUGUAGUGGAGAUACAUCUUUCAUAAAUUAUGAUGAUUCUAAGAAAAAUGGAACUUGUGUUAGUAAAUGCAAUGAAGGUUUAUAUUAUAACUCUACCAGCUACUGCCUUUAAUGUCAAAAAGGUUUCCCUUCUUAUGAUUAAUCAACUUGCUUUGAAACAUGCGAUAAGGGUGGUUAAAUACUUAACUUAAAUGGAACUGCUUGCAUUUAUAAAGAAAAUUGUACUUAGCUUAUUUCAUAAAAUAAUAACACAACACAAUGUAUUUCUAAUUGCAAUUCAAAUAGAUAAUUUGUUGAUCUAAAUAAUUAGACAUGUUAUACUUGUAGUGCAGAUACACCGUUCAUAAAUUAUGAUGAUUCUAAGAAAAAUGGAACUUGUGUUAGUAAAUGCAAUGAAGGUUUAUAUUAUAACUCUACUAACUACUGCCUUUAAUGUCAAAAAGGUUUCCCUUCUUAUGAUUAAUCUUCUUGCUUAGAUACUUGCGAUAAGGGUGGUUAAAUACUUAACUUAAAUGGAACUGCUUGCAUUUAUAAAGAAAAUUGUACUUAGCUUUUUGCGCAAACUAAUGCCACAACACAAUGUGUUGAUAGAUGCAGUGAAGGUUUAUAUUAUGACUCCACCAGCAACUGUGUAUAAUGUCAAAAAGGUUUCCCUUCCUAUGAUUAAUCAACUUGCUUAGACACAUGCGAUCAGGGUGGUUAAAUACUUAACUUAAAUGGAACUGCUUGCAUUUAUAAAGAAAAUUGUACUUAGCUUAUUUCAUAAAAUAAUAACACAACACAAU